AUGACGAGCUUGGAUCCCCUCAGUCAGGAAUCUCAUGAAUCAAAGCUGGGUAUGCGAAGGUUGAUGGCCAUGCAGGCUCAAUUGAAGACCAGGUCCAUUGUGGCUGAGCAGGGCUACAUGAUCCUAAAGAAAUUGAUAUCUCUCGUUGUGCAAAAAGAGAUGGAGAAGAUGCUCGAGGUUCCGGAACCAUAUGACGAGGAGACACACGACUCAGGCCACCUACGUGAUGAGGUCGCAGUUAGGGACAACACUAGUGAGACCCAGACGAAUUUGGGAACAGCCCUGAGCUUGACCGACACCGGUGAGGGCUUUCAGGGCGGAUUGGACACAAAUUUUCUUCCGUCUUCAGAAGAAUUAGACGCUUUAUCGUUCGACUUUUAUGAAGACCCAACCGUUACACAGGCGUUAAUCGACUUUGAACAAGUUAUGAAUUAUCCACCCAGUGACCAACCUGACGAGGCCACUUUCGGAGCCGCCGGCCCUGAAUAUGCGACUGGAAGCUGCUUUGGCGGCCAGGACCAAAAUUGGAUAUGGGGCCAGAAUCUCCGUCUCUAG
Messenger RNA from Lasiodiplodia theobromae, 555 nucleotides. Its product is annotated as Tall aerial hyphae-4. The record is from RefSeq and is a predicted model, not a curated record. Bases 1 to 555 code for a protein of 184 amino acids. The transcript has 2 exons. Lineage: Eukaryota; Fungi; Ascomycota; Dothideomycetes; Botryosphaeriales; Botryosphaeriaceae.